Pseudoliparis swirei is the source of this 1069-nucleotide messenger RNA. RefSeq names its product autophagy related 101 (gene atg101). NCBI's taxonomy places the organism in Eukaryota, Metazoa, Chordata, Actinopteri, Perciformes, Liparidae. Gene Ontology annotation, biological process: autophagy; autophagosome assembly. The record is from RefSeq and is a predicted model, not a curated record. Gene Ontology annotation, cellular component: phagophore assembly site. The transcript has 2 exons. The coding region runs from base 1 to 648 and encodes 215 amino acids.
AUGAAUUGCCGCUCCGAGGUUCUCGAAGUAACGGUGGAGGCGAGGCAGGUGGAAGAAGCGAUGCUGGCUUUGCUGCACACCAUUUUACUGCAUCGCAGCUCCGGGAAAUUUCACUACAAAAAGGAGGGCACCUACUCCAUAGGUACGGUGGGCACACUUGACAUCGACUGCGACUUCAUCGAUUUCACGUUCGUCAGGGUGUCCUCGGAGGAGCUGGACAGAGUGAUCAGGAAAGCUGUGUCUGAAUUCAAGGAUGCGCUGAGCAGCGAUGGCAUGGGGCAAAUCUCCCUGGAGUUUUACCAGAAGAAGAAGUCUCGCUGGCCCUUCUCCGACGAGUGCAUUCCCUGGGAGGUGUGGAGCAUCAAGGUCAACAUGGUCAACCUGGCCAACGAGCAGGAGAGGCAGAUCUGCAGGGAGAAAGUGGGCGAGAAGCUCGGCGAGAAGGUGAUCAACGUUGUGGAGGUCAUAAACCGCCACGAGUACCUGCCAAAGAUGCCCACCCAGUCUGAAGUGGACAACGUGUUUGACACCAGCCUCAAGGAUGUCCAGCCCUACCUUUACAAGAUCACAUACCAGAUCACAGACUCUCUGGGCACCUCUGUGAGCACGACCAUGAGAAGGCUGAUCAAAGACACCCUGGCACUGUGAGGAUGUGCUCCAAGACAGAAAGCAGAAAGAUCUGGACGAUUUUACCCAUCACUGUAUCUACAGUGAUGCCUGACAAGUCUUUUUUUUUAAAGUUCAUAAACACAAUUCGACAGCUGUUCUGCUGCUACAACGAAGCAGUGUUUGUGUACGCGUCUAAUCAGUAACUUAGUUUGGUGUCUCUGCUGUGGUUUCAGUAUUGCUUGUACCUUUUAAGAAUCUUCUAUUAUGUCAUGUUGAUUUAAGACAUUUCAUUUGCAAGCUCUCAAAUUAUCUUCACUUUUCACCGUCUUGGAAUGUAACUUAAACACAGAAGCAAAUAACAUUAUAUAUAUCAGUUAAAUUCUUUCAUAAAUUGUGUUGCAGAUAUUAUCGAUAUUGUCGGUAAAUGAUUGUUAAUCUUUAAAAUAAAUGUGUGAUGUAA